AAAAAAAAAAAAAGACUUCGGACUUCGGAUUGGUCCGGGACUCCGGAUUGAAGAAGAGGGCCGCGUUGCCUACAUGCCUUCGAGCUGAUAUUGGCUGCGGGAUCGGAUUGCUAGCUGCUCAGGCUUCUCGGUUUGUUGUGGAGAUUGUACUGUUUGACAUCGUUAACCUAAUCCUAGAUUUUUUUUAUGUAGCAAAAUCAUGGUUGUAAGGUGAUGGGGAAGGACGCAAAGGCAAAAGACUCUGGAGGUAAGGGAAAGGGAAAGCAAACAGGGGGCGGAGGUGAUGAAAACUCUUCAAAGGGCAAGGGGAAAGCUGGGAAGGCUGCAGAUGGGCUUGGUACCUGCACAUAUGUCAAAGCUCGGCAUAUCUUAUGUGAGAAGCAAGGGAAGAUCAAUGAAGCAUACAAGAAGCUACAAGAUGGUUGGCUGAGCAACGGAGACAAGGUCCCUCCAGCUGAAUUUGCAAAGUUAGCUGCUGAAUAUUCAGAGUGCCCAUCGGGGAAGAAGGGUGGUGACCUUGGAUGGUUUCCUCGAGGAAAGAUGGCAGGUCCAUUCCAAGAUGUUGCUUUCAGCACAACUGUUGGAGCUACCAGUGCACCAUUUAAAUCAACGCAUGGGUACCACGUAAUCUUAUGUGAGGGAAGAAAAAACUGAAAAACUGAGGGAAUCCACUACAGUUCCGAAGAAAAAUUCUCAAAGUCGCCGUGUAAUUGAGAUUUUCAUCUGCGAAAUUAAUUAACCUGACACUGCCCUCCUAAUGGUCGACAUAAUAUUAAAAGGAAAAGUUUGUAUCUGAGAACUGUUCCGGUAAACUUUUCUUGGCAAAUGGUGAACAUUGGAAGAUCUUUGUAGGAUGUUGGUUUUCAUUGGAGGUUGACAGAUGAGGUUUUUGUGUA
Molecule: messenger RNA, 896 nt
Organism: Macadamia integrifolia
Lineage: Eukaryota; Viridiplantae; Streptophyta; Magnoliopsida; Proteales; Proteaceae
Product: peptidyl-prolyl cis-trans isomerase NIMA-interacting 4-like
Exons: 5
Coding region: 214-654 (146 amino acids)
Biological process (GO): rRNA processing
Molecular function (GO): peptidyl-prolyl cis-trans isomerase activity; DNA binding
Source: RefSeq, a predicted model, not a curated record